ACAAACUCCUAUAUAUACAAAAAAAUAUCUUGGUCCAAAAUAGAAAUAUUCAUACAAUAUUUUCCUCUCUUUAUUCUUGUAACAACAUUUUCCCUUUAUGGCUGAUCAGCAAAAAAUCCAUCCGGUUUCGGUUCCGGAGCCGGUGCAGGUAGCCCCGCUACCCAAGCCCACAGCUCCGUUGGUGCCACGUGGCUCUUCCCGUUCAGAGAACGGGGAUCCUGAACGUCAGCAACCACCACCACCACUGAAAAGAUCGUUAACCCCAUAUUCACCCUUAAAACCACCAAAAAAGAAAAGAGGCUGCUGCGUAAGAUGCCUAUGUUGGUCAUGUUGCCUAUUUUUCCUACUAAUCGUACUCAUAGGCAUCGCAGCAGCCGUAGUUUACCUAGUCUUCCAACCAAAAUUACCAAAAUACUCCGUCGAUAGCAUGAGAAUUACCCAAUUUAACCUCAACACUGACACGAGCUUGUCUGCGACAUUUAACGUGAACAUAACCGCAAGAAAUCCCAACAAACGAAUCGGAAUUUACUACGAAAACGGAAGCCAUUUGAGUGUAUGGUACAAAGGCACAAAUUUAUGCGAAGGGAAAUUACCUAAGUUUUAUCAAGGUCAUAGAAAUACUACGCAACUCAACGUUCACUUAACAGGACAAACACAGAAUGCUACAAAUUUGUUACAAUUAUUGCAAGAAGAUCAACAGAAAGGCAAAAUUCCAUUGAAUAUUCGAGUUAAGGUUCCUGUGAGGAUUAAAUUGGGCAAAUUGAAGCUAAUGAAAUGGAAAUUCUUGUUGAAGUGCAGCCUAAACGUGGAUAAUUUAUCUCCGGAUAAUGUUAUUCGGAUUAGGGAUAAUAAGUGUAAGGUUCGUUUUAGGUUUUAAUUGGUACAUUAUAUUAUUUUUCUUGAUUACUAUAAUCCACCACGCACUAUUUUAUUUUUUGUCUACAACAAUAAGGUGGAGGAUUGUAUAUAGAUAGAUUGUAUUAAUUUUUUUCCUGUUGAGCUUGUUACAAUAAUGGGAUGCGUUUAUGCAUCAUUCUGUUCAUACUAUUUUGUAUUUAUA
Molecule: messenger RNA, 1060 nt
Organism: Solanum tuberosum (potato)
Lineage: Eukaryota; Viridiplantae; Streptophyta; Magnoliopsida; Solanales; Solanaceae
Product: protein YLS9-like
Exons: 1
Coding region: 98-877 (259 amino acids)
Biological process (GO): defense response to other organism
Cellular component (GO): plasma membrane
Source: RefSeq, a predicted model, not a curated record